CCGGGCACCGGCAGCGCCUCUCGUCUGUGCGCACUUUAGCACAUUCUGUAUUGGAGAGCGGAUCAAUACAGCGUCUGUUCUUGCGAAUACGAGUCAGUAGAUGAUCGUCGGUGGAUACGGGCUGCUGAGACCGCGAUCCGUUCCUGUUCACGUGUGCUGUGGAGGCAAUACACAGGGGGUGGCCAUGACUCAGUGACUCGAGUUUGGGGGUGUAGGGAGGCCUGGGGCCCGGCGUCGAUGGCAUAGUACAUAACUAGAGAUUCCAACGGGAGAAGGCAUGUUCGCGAUGCACAAACACACCCUCUUCCUGAUCAUCCUGCACGUUGUCCACGUGGUCGUGUGCACGAACGUGAAGAUCAACUUUCGCGAGAAGGAAAAGGAGGUCUUGGAUCAGAUCCUCGGUCCAGGAAGAUACGAUGCCCGCAUCCGGCCCUCCGGAUUGAAUGGGACAGGAACUGAACCGACCGAAGUAAAGAUCAACUUCUUUCUACGCUCUAUCAGCAAAAUAGACGAUUACAAAAUGGAAUAUAGCGUACAACUAACAUUUCGUGAACAAUGGUUGGAUGAGAGGUUGAAGUUCAACGACUUCGGGGGCAGGAUAAAGUAUCUUACGUUAACAGAGGCGAACCGAGUAUGGAUGCCCGAUCUCUUCUUCUCCAACGAGAAAGAGGGCCACUUUCACAACAUCAUUAUGCCAAACGUUUACAUUCGUAUUUUCCCGUACGGCUCAGUACUCUACAGCAUAAGAAUAUCACUUACUUUAUCAUGUCCCAUGAACCUGAAACUGUACCCGCUUGACAGGCAGGUGUGUUCGCUGCGAAUGGCCAGCUAUGGCUGGACCACGGAUGAUCUGGUGUUCCUCUGGAAAGAAGGAGAUCCCGUUCAGGUAGUCAAAAAUUUACACCUACCACGCUUCACGCUGGAAAAGUUCCUCACUGACUACUGCAACAGCAAGACCAACACAGGAGAGUACAGUUGUCUAAAAGUUGACUUACUUUUUAAACGGGAGUUUAGUUACUAUCUCAUACAGAUUUACAUUCCAUGUUGUAUGCUUGUCAUAGUGUCGUGGGUGUCUUUUUGGCUCGAUCAAGGAGCCGUACCCGCUCGAGUGUCUUUAGGUGUAACCACAUUACUCACAAUGGCCACACAGACAUCCGGAAUCAACGCCUCCCUGCCACCCGUAUCAUACACGAAAGCGAUCGACGUGUGGACGGGGGUUUGUCUAACUUUCGUGUUCGGAGCAUUACUGGAGUUUGCUCUUGUAAAUUACGCCUCGCGUUCUGACAUGCAUCGCGAGAACAUGAAAAAACAGAGGCAGAGGCAAUGUGAGCUCGAACAUGCCGCCUCCAUGGAUGCCACCUCCGACCUUAUGGACACUGACAGCAAUGCCACUUUCGCGAUGAAACCUCUGGUGCGGCACCCCGGGGAACCCAUGAGCCUAGAUAAGGUUCGUCAAUGCGAGAUCCACAUGCAACCGGAUCGCCCCAAUUGUUGCCGCUCGUGGCUAUCAAAGUUCCCCACCAGGUCCAAGCGUAUCGACGUCAUCUCCAGAAUCACUUUUCCCUUAGUUUUCGCUCUCUUCAACGUUAUUUAUUGGUCGACCUAUCUCUUCCGCGAAGACGGCGAAGAAUCUUAAAGUGUAUUUCUAUAAUGAUAUAAAUCUAAUGUACAACAACACCAAUCACCACCACCACCACAUCAUCUUCAAAGACAACAAAAACAUCAACAACAGCAUCGACAAAACCAACACAAAUACAAAGUGGAACAAAAAGAAGAUUCUUAAGUUUUGUUAUAUUCGCACGGGGUAAUUUUGUCUACGAAUUCGACAAGUAUUUUGAGAGCAUAAUAGCGGCACCACGUUUUGAGUUGUGAAAACGCACCGUCCUGCCGAAUUGCAGAGAAAACUACCCUCAGAGUGAUUAGUAUUCAAAUAAUAUUUAAAAAAAAAACUGAUAAAAGCAAUAUAUAAUUAAUAUACAUUUCAUAGAAAAAAAUCAAUACUUAGAGGGACAGCUCACGAGAGAAAGAAUUUGAGAGAAGAUUAUCUAUCUAUCUUAUCUUGUUAGAUAUUAGAAAACGCUUAUAUUAAAAAGAAAAUUAAAAUUUAUCAAAUGAAAAUGGAUGAAAAUUAAAGAAAAAAGAUAAUACGAUUGGAUUAGAAUUAAUGAAUGAGAACGAUCGAAAUGCUGGAAAUACUCACGAUACUAUAGAAGAAUGCUAGUUGUCUCAUCGAAGUUGUUCAUAGCCAUAUCAUCAUGUAUAAUCGAACAUACGCGCAAACGGAUAUCCUCGUCAAAUAAAUCAAGUUCCUAGAUACAGUCAGAAGAAAUGCAGUGGAAAAUAGUAAACUCGGUUAAUUUUGAAAAGCGGACAAGAGCACAGAAAAGCAGAUAUUCGUUUGUUGCGUAUGUUGUUUUGUUUCAAUAAAUGGAAUAGUUGACACCAAUAACAAAAGCAAACCUGAAUCACAGGAAUGUACCGAAUAAACCGUAUCCUCGGCCACAAGGACUGAACAUUACAAAAUCGACUACGUUUACAUUUCUGUGUGAAAACCAUAAAUUCUGCCUUAUUACAUUCGGAGAAGCGAUCACAAAAUUUUUGUAUUUAUACAAGAAAUAUCAUCGUGUUAGCCGUUUCGAUUGAUAUAACGUAUUUAUAUAUAUAUAUAUAAAUAUAUAACUUCGAAGAAACCAACGUCUUAUGUAACACAGCUAAACGUGCCUCCUCCGAAGGUUUAAGUUCAAUUUAUUAUUCGCCCACUUCCCGCCACCUCGAAAUAUACACUAUUUGUAUGAAUUUUAUUACGGCAAUCGUUGUUAAUCGUAUUUGAUUUGUUUCCCAUUUAGAGAAGAGGUGUUUUUUUUGCGUUCUUUUUAUAGAGGAAUGAAGAAUUUUUAUAUUAGAAUUAUAUAAAUUACCGAAUGAAGCAAACAAAAAAUAAACUGAUAUAUAAUAUAUAUGAAGUAAGUUUGUGACUCUGAAAAAGUAAAAUUGGUACGCGUAUAAAUGCAUAUGCUCGUAUCGAAAUACGUGCAUGUGUAUCAGUACGUGUAUCCCUUAGGAUAGGAUAAUAAAUGUGUUUUAAAUAAAA
Nicrophorus vespilloides is the source of this 3091-nucleotide messenger RNA. It is a transcript of the gene GluClalpha, whose product is annotated as glutamate-gated chloride channel. Gene Ontology annotation, molecular function: chloride channel activity; transmembrane signaling receptor activity; extracellular ligand-gated monoatomic ion channel activity. The record is from RefSeq and is a predicted model, not a curated record. Gene Ontology annotation, biological process: chloride transmembrane transport; chemical synaptic transmission; regulation of membrane potential. Bases 278 to 1636 code for a protein of 452 amino acids. Lineage: Eukaryota; Metazoa; Arthropoda; Insecta; Coleoptera; Silphidae. The transcript has 9 exons. Gene Ontology annotation, cellular component: neuron projection; membrane; synapse.